AUCAGAAACAGGAAGGCCGGUGUGACAGAUGGUGUAGAUCAGAUGAAAUUGAACUGAAUAAAUCACAAAAACUUACCGCUUUUCUUUGUAACUAAUGUAUUCAAGAGAGAAUGGCAUCAGAUUUAAUGUUAGACUUCGAACACCACUUAAACGAACGGAACACUGGGAUGAAUAGCGAUACUGGAGACAUUUGUAUCGACCAGGGUGGCGAAUGGGACAUCAGCCUGUUUGAUGAGCUGGAGGACAUGGGGGAUGCUGAUGAACUGCUGAGGGCCUUGGAGGAUGUCACCUAUGUUGGAGAGGUCCCCGAUCUGGACUUCGACAUCAGCUUGCCUCCCUGGAGCUCGGACAGUUGUGGAGACACCAGCAGCAGCUGCACAGAUGCAGACAUGAGCCUGGACUCUCUCUCUCCGAACCCCACCAUAAGCUCGGCCCCUUCUCCUGGCUCUGUGGAAGCCCUGUCCCCCUACAGCCUGUCAGAUGAAGCGCUGUCGCCUCUGUCCCAGCUGUCCCCUGCUUCUCUCUGCUCCGAGUCCAGCGGCUCCAUGGAUGUCACCUUGGAGACGAAGCCACCGAGAAAAACCCCCCAGGCCACCAGAGCCAAGUCCUCCCAGCCUCUGAAGCGCCCUGUACCACUGACCCCGAAAGUGUCCAUCCAGCCCAAGCCGGUCAUCACUGCUGUUCCCAUCCCCACUGCCCCUCUCCAGGCCAAAACCAUCAUCAUUCAGCCUCUUCAGACUGUGCUUCCUGUUGCUAAGCCACCACCUGUGACCAUCCAGCCAGCGCCCCCCACUGGACCCCAGGUGAUGCUGUCCCCGCUGGCCCGUGUGGUCCAGCUGCGCAGCCCCCAGGUGUUGCCGGGCCCACCCAUCCUCCCACUCCCGGAACGCAUGGUCACCGUGCCGACGCUCUCUCAGGAUAGCCGCGCCCCUGCGGUUGCCGGGGCCUUCCCCGCUGUCACUCAGCCCAUGGUGGCCGCGGCCCUCCAGAACAGCGCGGCGGAUGGAGAUUCGAAUGGCAUGAGGAGACAGCAGCGCAUGAUAAAGAAUCGGGAGUCGGCCUCCCUGUCCCGGAAGAAGAAGAAGGAGUACCUGCUGACCCUUGAGGCCAGGCUUAAGGUGGCCCUGUCCGAGAACGAGAAGCUGAAGAACGAGAACGGCUCCCUGAAGAAGCAGCUGGAGGGUCUGAUGAGUGAGAAUAACGUGCUGACAGCAACAGCCCCCAAAAGGCGAACUGUUUGUCUCCUGGUGGUCUUGGCAUUCCUCAUUCUGAAUGUUGGUCCACGGAGCCUGUUUGAUGGAGACACCAGCUCCAAGCUGUCAGCCGAGACCAUGCACAGUGGCAGACAUCUGCUGGGCUUCUCCCCCGACAACGAGAACCUCAUAGGCCUGGAAACACCUGAAACUGUCAUCCAUCAAAACCCUGACAGAUCCCCGCAGGACCUUGUCCGGGAGGAGAAGGCACUGAUGGUAGUAAAGAAAGAACCUCUCCUCUUCGGGCCCCCACCGCCCUGCCAGCCGUCCAUCAACAGGACCAAGUCCAUCAAGAUGGCCCAUGAGCUCCGAGGCUGGGUGCAUCGACACGAGGUGGAGAGGACGAAGUCCAGACGGAUGACCAACAGUCAGCACAAAGCCAAAACAAUCCUGAAAUCACCGGACAAGGAGGCUGAAGUUUCCCAGAUUGUGACGGUCCAGUACACCGAUAUGUCUGAAAAGAGUCCGGGUAUUGAACUUCAGGUGUACCACGCCCCGCACCGCAGCCACUAUGAUUUCUUCGAGGCGAUCCAUCGCAGGGGAGACACCUUCUACGUGGUGUCCUUUCGCAGGGAUCACCUUCUCCUUCCUGCUACAAACCACAACAAAGGAAGCAGACCCAAGAUGUCGGUGGUGCUGCCAGCAAUGAACAGAAAUGACAGCGUGAUAAAAGACGAAGAGUAUGAGGUGAUGAUGCAGAUCGACUGCGAAGUCGUGGACACCAGGAUCCUCCGCAUCAAGUCGUCCAGCAUCCCGCCGUUUCUGCGCGUUAACCACACCAACUCCUUCUACCACUCAGCCCCGGCCAACGGCCAGGCCGCACCUCCCGUAGGAGUACUCACGGGGUCUGCCUAAACUCAGCCGACAAGUAUACAAGUGAGCACAGGGUGCUCAGAUGGUUCUCUGUAAAGACACAGUAAAAAAUGUAUAUCUCUGCCCACCUUUUAAUUGAAACACUGUUCUGAUCAGCCGACAACUGAUCAACUGAUCAACUUUCCUCUUUGCCUUUUCGGUUGGUUGGUUGUCACCAAACAUCAGAACCCAGUUUCGGGUGUCUCUUCACUAAUGAGGGUUAAUUAAUUAGGAUUCCUGGUUGGCUACAGGAAAACCUGAAGGCUGCCUUUUGAUAUUAAAGUAGCUGAAAUGGUCAGUGUCAGCUCGACGUGCCCCUUUCAGAUCCUGUUGUCAUCACUGUCAUGGGAAGGACACGUCUACACCGUGUGUGGCAGGUUGUUCUCUGAUAGCGCGACCCCCUCCCCAGGCUCUCCUCAUCAGGGUAAUUGGUAAAUAUCAACAGGGGGUCCCAGACCUGAACCCUGAGUAACCCCUUCAUAACACAAAUAAUGUCAGUUUUAUGCCCCCCCCUCGUUUCCUGUUCAUACUGUCACUCUGAGCAUUCCAGAGGUUUAUGCGCCAGUCUACACUUAAAAAACAUGGCAAAGGGUCGCAGAGACCAGGGUCAUAAAUGACUGGUUGGCAUAAUAUAUUGGAGGGGUGUUCCUCAUUGAAUUUAUAAUGGAUUAUCGUAUAGAAUCUAUCACCACAAAACAGUAUUGUGGUGAACGGUAACAUCCUUAAGAUGGGCCACAUUGUCAGACCACUAAAUCAAAUGUCUUGAAAGAUUACAAUUUUUCUAGCUGUUUUGAGCAGAGAUUGACCGCUUGCCUCAGCCCUUUGCACUGUGUUUUGCUAAUGAAAGAAAAUAUUUACAGUUGCCUCUAUUUAUUGAAGCAGUUCCCGCUCCUACGGGACAUGUUCCUAUAGAUGUUCAGCUCUAUUAUGAAUGAUCUGUUUUUUCCUUGUUUGGUGAAAUUGCUCUCUUGUUUUGGAAUUCAUGCAUUUUGCAGCACAUUUAUAAUAGUUAGCCAUUCUAUAAUAGACCCAUUAAAUCAACUUAAAAACUUAAAAAUUUAAAUAUGUUACCAUAGAAGAAGUUAGACCCUCUACCAAAUCCGGAUGAAUAAUGACUUAGGGUUUAAUAGUGAGAUAGUGAGAUCGCUCCUCAUGACGUUACAUGGUGUACCCUCUGCAAAGAAAGCCUUGAAACACAGAACAGUAAAAUUUGACAAUACUAGAGACCUUAUAAAGUGAGAACCACAAAAGCUAUGGUAUCACACAUCAUGUCUUAAAAAGACCACUGUUUAUUAUGUUAUGUCAUAUUGCUGUCUAUUUCUUGCCAUUUGGAACUGCACUAGAUAAAAAAAAAAGUUUAAAAAAAUCCCUGAUUCCUGGUUUUUCAGUUUCCAUCUCAAAGGGCACACCAUGUGACAUAAGAAACAUAAGUGAAGAAAAGGGAUUGUCAUGAAGAAUUAAAUUAUAUAUACUGCAGUACCAUCCCCAUCAUCUUUGCUACAUUCUACGUGAAUUUUAUUGUUUGAAAAAGUUUUCUACAGAAGUACAAAACUGAGGUUGAUACAGGAUUGUCUUUCUUUUUGCUGAUGGACUUCUAAAUAGAAAACAAAAUUAACAAAACAGUUUGCACACAAAAAACAAAAUUUGCAGACAUGUUUUGAUCUAUGAAGGUUAUGUAAUAAUGCAUGUAUGUUGGGAUGUAUUUGAGUGGAGUAGUGUUAAAGAUUGUAUUUUUCUAAGAAUGCUGCUUACUAAUGAACACAGCACUAUUUCAAAAAGAAGGAUGAAAAUUUGAUGAAAUCAGGUGCUUAUUCAAACUCUGAUGUUUGUUUCAUUUUUAGUCAUGCAUAAACCUUCUGUAUUUUUGUGAGAAAUUAUAGAGUCCAAACCAGAAUAUGUUGUUAUUUUGCUGAUUUUUAAAAAUUGGAAUGCAAAAUUUGUGCUAUGUGUAUGUAAGAACAUUUUGAAAUCUACUGUAUUUACUCAGAUUUCAAUGUUAAACUUCAUUGUAAAAUUGACAAAUCUUACAGUAUCUAAAUGUACAGUAGAUCUACAAUAUCUGUGAGUAGUAAUACACAUAGUAUGCUACUGUAUAUGCCAGGGAAAUUGAGGGUUCAUAUUGAGUAAGAGGUAAAACCUUUUAAUGUGCUUUAUAACGGAUGUGGCAUAAAAGAUAAUUGCCCAGUUGACAUGUUCAUUUUUGUUCAUAGAUUAUUAACAUUUAGCAGUUCAGCAUUCUAAAAGUAAGAAAUAUUACUUUGAAAUGUGAUUGUUCCCUCUGAUGUUUUAUGUAUAAAUACCAGUAGCUAUUUAUUGUCAUUUCUUAUUUUCCUUCGCUUAUUAGGUAUUAGGUAUUAUUUUUGCAUUUUCAGUGUAAUCAUACAGGUUUGAUUACAUGGAUUAUGUUUGAAAUUCAGAAUUAUUAUCUGCAAUACUUUUGAACAUUCAGGGACUCAGACACAAAUAGCACAUGCUGAAAUAAAGUACAGGUAAAUCUGUGUCACUUUUUUAAUCAAAUACAGAAGCAAAUAAAG
Messenger RNA from Megalops cyprinoides (Indo-Pacific tarpon), 4639 nucleotides. RefSeq names its product activating transcription factor 6 (gene atf6). Gene Ontology annotation, molecular function: DNA-binding transcription factor activity, RNA polymerase II-specific; RNA polymerase II cis-regulatory region sequence-specific DNA binding. Gene Ontology annotation, biological process: regulation of transcription by RNA polymerase II; endoplasmic reticulum unfolded protein response. The record is from RefSeq and is a predicted model, not a curated record. Gene Ontology annotation, cellular component: nucleus. The transcript has 16 exons. NCBI's taxonomy places the organism in Eukaryota, Metazoa, Chordata, Actinopteri, Elopiformes, Megalopidae. The coding region runs from base 111 to 2108 and encodes 665 amino acids.